This is a messenger RNA of Microthlaspi erraticum, 588 nucleotides long. Lineage: Eukaryota; Viridiplantae; Streptophyta; Magnoliopsida; Brassicales; Brassicaceae. The record is from the annotation of a GenBank genome assembly.
AUGGCGGUUUCUCCGGUGGAAGUGAAUCUGAUCCCGAUCGAAGCUACUCCUGAGAGCUUCAGAGAUUAUGGUCAAAUCAUCGAAGCCUCUCGUGACGGUCACCAUUUCGGUCCCAGCGACGCUCAAUUGGAUCUCUCCGGAGGAAUCCCUCGUUUCUAUAUAAUGCGGCUGGAAGAUCGAUCCUCUGGCUUCUCGGAGAUAGUACAUCACGCGAAAGUGACACAGUGUCUGGGAUCAAUAGGAGGUCACGCCUGGUAUCUUGGAGUGGCUAAGCCGUCGAUUAUCGAAGAUGAUGGAAGUAAGAAAAUUGAUGAUGGUAACGUAAAAUCAGGCUCCGGUGGUCACUUGUACGCUCCUCCGUCGGUUGAACAAGUGCGCGUCUUCAGGAUCUCGGGACCCAAGUUUGUUAAACUGAACCGGGGCACGUGGCACGCUGGACCACUGUUCACAGACAGCUCGGUGGACUUCUACAACCUUGAGCUCAGCGACACAAAUAAGGUGGAUCGUACGGUACAUGAUUUCGUGAAGAACGAUGGUGUUACUUUCCGGAUUGACCCCACAGAGGAGGACAACACAUCGUCCUCCUAG